Triticum urartu is the source of this 3000-nucleotide messenger RNA. RefSeq lists its product as uncharacterized. NCBI's taxonomy places the organism in Eukaryota, Viridiplantae, Streptophyta, Magnoliopsida, Poales, Poaceae. The record is from RefSeq and is a predicted model, not a curated record.
CGCCUCACCUCUAGUCCAGUCCAGUAAUAAUAACAAUAAAAACUUUGCAUAGAAAAGGAGCGAGGUUGGUAAGUUUUUGGCCAGGCAUAAACAUACGUCGCCACCAUAAACAAAGCAUCGGAACAGCCGGACAGAGCAGAGGACCGAUCGUCGAUCGGAAUAGGCGUACGAUUCCCAUAGGCAGCAGUACCCUCUCCCUCCGGUAGCACUUGCCCUCACCGCACCUCCCUCAAGUUCAUCCGUCGCCCUCACGCUCCACGCACGCACGCGGCCACCGAGAGAAGCAGAAGCAGCUCCGGGACAAGGGAAGGGGGACAUUCACAAGGCAGCCCGGCCCGGUGGUUCCGUCGGUUAGGUGAUCAGCUCCUCGGCAACAACUCCGAGAAACCCCGCCUCCUUGUGGACGAUUUUUGCGUCAGAUUUCUUUCAGGUUUUAGCUUGGCUGGGUUCGCCUGCGAGAUCAGGCCGGAGGAGAGGAGCCGUUCUUGAGCUCGGCUGCGCCGGCCUGCUGCAGUGGAGUGGCUCAGCAAUGAGUCGCAGCUGCUCCAAGAGGUAGAAGAAGCACCCGUUGCCGAACUCGCAUCAGCGCUGGUUUUGUUCUAGGAGAAUUAAUAAUGCUCAGAAUGGAGAGCGUGGAUUCGCCCUCUCCGAGGUGCUAUGCUCAGCAUCAACAGAAUGAUGGGGAACCGAAGGACCAUAAGAGCACCAGUAAAAGGCAGUCACACAGCACUGAGAUUCCAUGCUCUUUGGUACAAGAGGUCCAGCACCUUGAGAAGCGACUAAAUGAUCAAUUUGCCAUGCGGCGCGCUCUAGAGAAAGCAUUAGGUCACAAGCCCUGUGCUAUCAAUUUAUCGAGAGACUGCUACAUUCCAAAGCCAGCCGAGAAGCUCAUAAAGGAGAUUGCGGUACUGGAGCUAGAAGUCAUAUGCUUGGAGCAGCAUCUCCUGACGCUCUACCGGCAGGCCUUUGACCAACAAUUGUGCAGCACGGUUUCUGCUUGUGACAUGGAGAGAAGAAACAGGCAAUCGACAAGGUCGUUUUCCGGCACACUCUCUGAAACUUCGGCGCACGAUUUCUCAACCCCAAAGAAGCAACAGUUGGUGCAGUCCAGCCGCAUGGUUCAGGCACGCAGGUCGACAACGGCAGCGCUUAAUACUGAACCCGGCAUUUCACGGCACAAUGACAGCAAGACCAUUAUCGGGCGCAGCCAUUCCUCGCUCCUGCCGCGUUCCAUCUGCUCGGCUAGAGUAUCUCCUUCAGCGAACAAUCUCGCUAGAGCUCUUAAACCAUGUCAUACCUCGCCUCUAACGUUCGUUGAGGAGGGCAAGUGCAUGGAUACCAGUGUUGUGAGCUUAGCAGAUAUCCUGGGUACCAGGAUUGCAGAUCAUGUCCCUCAAACACCUAACAAGAUAUCCGAGGACAUGAUCAAAUGCAUUGCUGGCAUAUACAUCAGGCUCAGAGAUGUUAGCGCCGUGCAACGCUCCUUCUUCCCCUCACCAUGCUCGUCCUUUUCAUCGGCGAGUGGGAUCUCUUCCAAAUUUACUGGGGAUAUAUGGAGCCCCAGAUGCAGGAAAGAGAGCUUCAUCGAGGCAUGGCAGGACAGCUCAUUCAGUUCAGGUGAUUUGGGCCAGCAAUGUGAUUCUGUGAUUGAGGUGUCUGCUCUCUGCAAGGGGGCCCAGAGGUCUGCCGAUGUGAAAGACAUGUUGUGUAAAUACAAAUCACUUGUUCAGCUGCUAGAAACGGUUGAUCUCGGUGGAAUGAAGAAUGAAGAAAAGCUCGCUUUCUGGAUCAAUGUGCACAAUGCCAUGAUGAUGCAUGCUCAUGUUGAAUACGGGAUCCCGCAGAGCAACAGCAAGAGAAUGCUGCUUACCAAGGUAUCCUACAUCAUCAAUGGCCAGAGGGUGAACGCAGAGUUGAUCGAGUACCAGAUCUUGUGCUGCCGAGUACACUCUUCCGGACAGUGGUUCAGGCUGCUCCUGUACCCGAGAUGGAAGCCCAGGGACAAGGACGAGCUGCAGGGGUUCGCCGUCGACCGGCCGGAGCCUCUGGUGCACUUCGCGCUGUCCUCCGGGAGCCACUCGGAUCCAGUGGUGCGGCUGUACAGCCCGAAGCGGGUGUUCCAGCAGCUGGAGGCGGCCAAGGAGGAGUUCAUCCGGGGCAACGUGGGCGUGCGCGGGUCGGGGCGCGGCAGGAGCAGGGUGGUCCUGCCCAAGGUGCUCGAGUCGUACGCUCGGGACGCCGGGCUGGCCGCGCAGGAGCUGCUGCGCGUGGUGGAGCCGUGCCUCCCGGAGGGCCUCCGGGCGGCGGUGCGGCAGCAGGGGAGGCCGCGCGGCGGCGGCGGCGGCGGCGUGGAGUGGAGGCCCCACAACAUGGCCUUCAGGUACGCGCUGGCGCGGGAGCUGGUGGCGGUCGGGUCCCCGGCCGGCGUGCCGCAGGCGGUGACGCCUUUGGUUGCACGAUCCCAUGAGCCAUGAUGAUGAUGGUGGUACGGCGUGGUGCUUGGCUGCUUGCUCCGUGCAAGAGUCCAAGAGAUGCACCGGGAGGGAGAUUCAGAUCUGCAGUCAUCUUCUGGGCGUGAUCCUGUUGGAUGUACAGGGAGAAUGGUUGGAUACGGGGCAUACGGCCAAGGCGCGAGGACUGCAUGCGUGCGUGUCGACGCGUAUGUCUGUUGCGAUGUCAUUCGUCGACACGCGCUCGCGCUAGCACGGCAAUUUACAACAUGCUCGGUCGUGUACAUGGAGAAAACUCGAUUUCCAGCAGGGGGAGCCUCUCUGCAUGACUCCUCCCUCAACUUUUGUGCGCUGCACCCCUCCUAACGCCAGCUCCGACACACGAUACGUUCGUUUUGUCUAGAUUUCAUCUGUUCAGAUGGCAAUGAGGUCGUGUCCGUCUGAAUUUAUGGAUGCGCCGGGCAUUGCGCCCAAUGCGCGGCCGCGUCUGGUCCGUGUGCAUGUAAAUCUGAAAACAAUAAAAGAUGUAGCUAAAUGACAGCUGUCAUAG